Molecule: messenger RNA, 2396 nt
Organism: Thermothelomyces thermophilus ATCC 42464
Lineage: Eukaryota; Fungi; Ascomycota; Sordariomycetes; Sordariales; Chaetomiaceae
Exons: 2
Coding region: 231-2300 (689 amino acids)
Biological process (GO): tRNA splicing, via endonucleolytic cleavage and ligation; tRNA-type intron splice site recognition and cleavage
Cellular component (GO): tRNA-intron endonuclease complex
Molecular function (GO): nucleic acid binding; tRNA-intron lyase activity
Source: RefSeq, a predicted model, not a curated record
GGACCACCCACUUUUCAAGCUUCUGGCAAGCUUUUGGAGCACAACCAGCAACAUCUUCCAAAUGUGAGCAGGAUCCUUUGGACCACACCUCGGACUUUUCCGCACCUCCAGCUGGCUUUCCCGGUACGCAGGACGGCCGGAUUUUACCUUCUAUCAGCAAAUGGGGGUGUUGCUCUCUUGAGUCGACAUGAACCGCAAUAGCCAUGACUGAAACCGUAACAGUCACGACAAUGGCUGCCGCCAAUGGCACCGUCGCCGCCAAGAUCAGCGAAGGGGCCCCGACGGCCAGGAACCAAAGUUCUGGCGUAGCCACUGGGGAGCGUGCGUCACCCACCAGACCGGCACUACACCAGAUCUAUGCUCUCCCUGCUCCAAUUCGGACCUUUCCCCUCCCCACAUUUUACCCGAGUAAUCCGAUCUCGCUGCUGUAUUUGGUCUAUACCUGGCUGAGCCAUGUCUUGCGACCUCCUCCACGCGAGCCGUCGGUUAUACACACUGGCGUGUGGGACGCGGAAACGCGCUCGGUGCAUGUCAGAGACGAUUCGUCGAUACGCGCGCUCUGGGAGCAAGGCUUCUACGGAAAGGGGAGCCUCAGUCGAAGUGAGCCAAACUGGCUCAAGCGAGAGCUGGCCCGACGGGGCUCGCCGGAAGGCAAGACCGUCAGCGAGGCACGCACGGAGAUGCGGCGAGAGGAGCGCCGUCUGGCCAAGUGGGAGAGAGCGAAAGCCGAAUUGGAAGCCAUUGAGAGGCAGAGGUUGGCAGAGGCCGCCUCUCAGGCCUCUGAUAGCGGAUCGAGCAAGUUGGCCGGAGGGCUUAGCAAGCCCGCCGAGGUAGCAGAUACAUCUGCCAAUCCUGCCCACUCUACUAUUGUAGAACCGGCAGGCACUGUGGAAGGAACCUCGGCAGAGGCCGCGCCCGCUGAAGCUGCUCGGCCUCCACAUGCGGGUGCCCAGCCCGCCAGUCAUGCCCGCAAUUGGGACUUCAAGCCGCCUGUUGGCCCGGCAGAACUGCUCGCCCUUCCUAACUCUCUUGCAAAACCAAAGUGCCCAGAAGACGGAUCAAUAUCUGAUCGACUUCGCAAGCACCCGCUUGACGGAAAGCCGCCAGUUGGCCCGGCUGAACUUGUUAUGCUUCCUAAUUCUAACGCGGAGCUGAUGGGACCGGUGUCACGGCGCAUUGGAGGGCUUGCCGUCUCUGAGUCGGAAACCAGUGCUCCAGACCAACGCGUGUUGCAGACAGCUCUAGACCCGAAUGGCGAUGCAAAGGCUUUUGAUAGCCAGCCUUCUACCAACGGGAUGGUUGACGGGGUUGUACCUAAGGCGAGUGCCUCGGUUGCCAGUCAAGACGUGGACGAGAUGUUCAUCAAUGGCGCCGCCGAAAAUGAGUCUGUCGAAGAACGGAGCUCGCCUCCUUCGACGCUUUCAGAUGGGCCCACCUCGGAUUCAUCAGCUCCAGGCUUGGAAGGCGAUGUCUCACAGCCCCAGGAGCGCCGCAAGAGUGUUCGCUUCUCGCCUACGGUUGAGUCUGCUGCGUUCCUGCGCUCUGACCCGCCAAGUCCGGGUCGCUCGGCUGAUCUUUCGUCGAAAAGCGUUUCUUCGUCGGCACUACCUAACGGUGGAGUGGCGACUCUUGAGCCGGAGGUACCCUCUCCUAUUCCUCCUGCUGCCGCGCCUGGCACGAGUAGCACCGCCGACGUGUCCCGGGAUACCUCUACCAGUGUUGUCAACAGAGAACACUUUCAGCUCGCACCCGAGGAAGCCUUCUUCUUGGCCUUUUCCCUCGGCGCCCUCAAAGUGGUGGACCCUGUGACAGGCUCUCCGAUUUCCACCGAGCACCUUUUACAACUCUUCCGGGCACACUCUUACUUCCCCCCUCGACUGGCUAGUUCCGACCUCAGACCUGACGACCCGUUCCUGGUGAACUACGCCGUGUACCACCACUUCCGCUCUCUGGGUUGGGUUCCCCGCCACGGCAUCAAGUUUGGCGUCGACUGGAUCCUCUAUCAGCGCGGGCCUGUCUUCGACCAUAGCGAGUUUGGCGUCAUGGUCAUGCCUGCGUAUUCGGAUCCGGCUUGGGAGGGAUAUGGCCACGAGGAGCCGAAGCGGUCCUGGUCGUGGUUGAUGGGUGUCAACCGGGUCCUCUCGCACGUGCUCAAGAGCCUGGUGCUCGUUUAUGUGGACUUGCCCUCGCCCGCCGUGUUUGAGAAGGAGAUGCAGCGGGGCGGCAUCGCAGCCGCGCUCAAGAAAUACACCAUUCGGGAGGUUAUGGUUCGGCGUUUCUCUAUCAACAGAAACCGCUGAUGAAAAAAGGAGAAAGCGCGAGCUGCAUAGGUGGCGUUGGGGUCGAAAUGCUGUAUUGUUUUGUGUAAAAGUAUAUCAUGGGGUGUCACGGCGUUG